UAUAUUAUAUGUAGAUAUUGCGAUUCAUUUGGUCUUUUGAUCUAGUGCAUUGUGAGGGUCAAGGACGGUCAAGGGUCUUUCGCUGUGCCAGACCCCUACAUUCGUUGCCGCUUGUAAACAACCUCUGCAUACUCUAAUGAUAUUGUUCUUUUGUCCGUGUCGCAGAACUUGUUAGAUUUGUAUGUCCCAUGUGAGGCAAACAGAUUUACUUUCAAUGUCCAGGACAGGGUUGAUUCCAUGAGACCCGUGACAGUCAGGGGAGGGUCAAGUCAGGGCAUUGAACCUCCGAGAGGUUGGUGACGUGUUUGAAUUGAAAAUAGAUCCCUCCCAUGGAGGAAGUGCCUGCACCAUUGACAUCUAUGCCUUCAAUGACAAUCGUUGCGACUGCCCUGGGACCUGUGCAGAUGAAGAAGCAUGGACCUGCGAGAGUUGUGAGCAGUACGGCUACGGCUGCCCAGCAGAGCAGAGUUGCGGAAUUGGAAAUGAUUGUGACAGGAGAAUCAGAUUCUGUCCAGAUCACCCCAACUGCGAGAUUGCAGGCUAUCAGGUCAACAACAACAUUUGCGACUGUCCAAGGUGCGAGGAUGAAGCGCAUUGGAAUUGUGAUACUUGCACAGGUGGGUGUCCGAAGACCUGUGGUGCCAGCGCUGGCACCUUCUGUCCAGUGCAUGCGCUUCGGGAGACCACCCAGUUGCAAUGCCCUGGGAAAGCUUGUGCAAUCACUGCAGCCCAGCUGUUUGACGAUCGAUGUGACUGUCCUGGGACCUGCGCUGAUGAAUACAACUCACAAUGCCAGUGCAGCUUCGGUGUAUGCCCCGCAGAAUGUGGCGACAUCGUUCCAUCCUGCAGCACUCUGGCAGUGGCAUCCUUUUCCUCCGAUUGGACUCAGCGUAGGCGCAGAAUGACCAGAGCUGGAAACGAAACCCACCUGAUGAUGGGCCGCGGUGGAAUUAUCGCCGCCAUCAUGGACUUCACCUUGGCCAUCCAACAAGCCAUGAGAGAAACGUUUAAAUCUAUAGACUGGAUGGCUGGAGAAGAGGAGUCUGAAGCAGUCAAAACUGAACUGAAGGAUGACUGCCAUGCGCUGAGGAAGGCCUUCGGACGACAAUAUGGCCCCUUACUUCCAUUCUUUCGGGAUGCCCUGGAGAAGUCCCUACUGGCGCGAGCUCCAGGAGCGAUGAGGGCUAUGGGAGGCGAUGUGUCUGGACCUUCCUUUACGGAGGGCUUAAGCAUUUUGAUCAUACAAGAAGCUGUCGAGAUCCUCUUUAGCCCGAAGGACAUGGAGGUCAUCCGACUGGACCUCGAACAGAGGUUCCAGACUGAAGGCUGUGCAAGAGCCGCUGCCGUUGAGGCUGCCUCCAAAGCCGAAGACCACGUCUCAGCCCUCCUCGCACGUGCGACACGAGACAAGACGGACAGCAACGCUGCUUUCUAUGCUGCCCGAAGCAAGUUUCGACACGUUGCGCCUGUGGACUUCAUCCUGGAAGAGAUCAUCCUCGUGUCCUAUGUGAAGUUUCCAACUGUUCACCCCUUUGUGGACUCCA
Durusdinium trenchii is the source of this 1544-nucleotide messenger RNA. Lineage: Eukaryota; Dinophyceae; Suessiales; Symbiodiniaceae. The record is from the annotation of a GenBank genome assembly.